Molecule: messenger RNA, 4995 nt
Organism: Biomphalaria glabrata
Lineage: Eukaryota; Metazoa; Mollusca; Gastropoda; Planorbidae
Exons: 9
Coding region: 520-1521 (333 amino acids)
Source: RefSeq, a predicted model, not a curated record
GCUACAAUAUUAUCAAGAUUAACUUUUUCUUUGUUUCCCACGAGACGUGUAUGCCUAUAGCCUAGUCCUUUCGAUAAUAAAAAAAAACGAUUAGAAAUGCGUAGCUUGGAGUGUCAAAACUGUAUUAGGCCUCCUAUUUUUAUUUCGUGCAAUUUAGUAUAUCGUAACAAAUACGCAUUUAGCGGAACGGUAGACAGGUCUUCAUCCAGAUUUAGUGUAAAUAAACCAAACACAGAAACACUGAAAGAUUGUAUUUUCGGAAUUUAGAUUCUAUUUUUUGGAAAAUAAGUGGCAUUUUAUAGGGUGAUCGAAAAAAAUAACUUUUGUGACGAUCUCUUAUUCAGGGAAAUUAUAUCUAUUUUAUCAGAUAGUCAGAAAAUGAAUAAAGUUUUUACAGAUCUAAUAAAAUAUAGUGUGGGGAAGUUUUACUCUCAAUGAAGGUCAAUCCAAGUGGCUCUCGGAGUAAAUUUCUUCUUCUUCAAGAAGGACUGAAAAAAAUCUACCCAGUUACUGAAUAGAAUGCUGACUCUUCAUGGAGUAAUUGUAUGGUCAAUGUUAUUUUACAGUUCACUCCAACACUCCAGACCAUUAGUCCAGCUUGGUGAAGACUGUCCCGAGUUUGUCUGGCCGGGCAACAAUGUACAAAUAUGCUCCUGUAUAUCAAUUGACAUCGGACCUAAUGCUGUUGAACCCAAUUGGUACUCUUUCGAUGACCGUUUAGUUCCCCAGUCUAAUGUAAAUAACGUAUUGGCCAAGCUGUUUUUGAACUUCAAUGAAUCAGAUCCAUAUCCAGUUUAUUAUUGCUCAGAGAAAUCAAAACGUGGUGCAGACGAUAUCAAGUAUACACCAAAGUUUGUAUAUAUGUCAGGAAAGGUCCAUCUCGCCGUGUGGGAUGAACGCAUAGCAUUUGAUUCGCGACGCCCCACGAUAGAGGUCAACCUUUGUCCUGAACCAUCCCUCUACAUCCUGUGCAAUAUUUCCGUUCAGCAGUUCUUCACCUGGACUACUGGCUUCCUGCGCAUCAACAACGUCACGCUGCUCAACGUCACAUCCUGGGAAGCUGCCUCGAGGUACACUCUGUUUCAUCAGUUCAGACCAACCAGCUCUGGCCAAUUUAUCGUCUCGUGCAACUUGCGUAACCAGACGCAAAAUGAUCAACAUCAGGUGGUCUCCAAAUAUAAUAUAAUAGUCAACGGAGAUUUGUGUAAUAUCGGAGGUUCCUCCUGUAAUGUUUGCCUCGCUGUCAGUACUACAGUCUUACUAGUGUGCAUUAUCUACAUCGUAUAUACAAAAGUCACAUGUCUUCCAAGGAUCAAUAUACGCAAUAUUUGCCGAAGAUAUUAUUCUUCUUUGAAUAUUCAGACAGCAUCUAUCAACUCACGGCAAUCAGAUUAUGGAGUUAUCGAAGACAGCAGAGACAGAUUAACAAAUUCUGUUAUCAAUGAAAGUUGGAGAUUCACUGACGAAGACCACACGGCCCCUUGUCCUGCGUUUCCGAUAUACAGGCCAAGCUACCAAUGAAGUUUUGAAUGAUAAAACUGUUUGAUAAGUAAAGAGAGUGCAUGCCAACUUUGACUUAUGAGAAGUCAGUUCGACCCCUACUAUAGUUGGAUGGUCAAAUAAGAAAAAUGACCAGGAGGAUGGCUGUCACGACGUCAUUUGAAGAGAUUGGCUUGUGUUGCAUUUCCUCUUCACUUCAUCUGACAUGCGGUUCGGAGGAGCUGUUAGUAUAAAUCAAACAGUACUAAGAUAAAAUAGCAUGACACAGUGUAGAUAUAACUGUCAUUUGUUUAAUUCUUUUUAAAUUGAGCUUGAAACAAUAAAUAUUGAUAAAUUGAUUAAUAAUAUAUAAUAAUAUAUAAUUUAAUAUAUUAAUAAUAACUAAUAAUUGUCAUUAAUUUAAUUCUUUUUAAACUGAGCUUGAGACAAUAAAUAUUGAUCAAUUACAUUUCAGAUACUUACUUAGACUUAGACUUAGGUCCUCCCGCGCCGUUCGGCGCAUUGGGCGGCAAGCUGUCUCCAUAAUGAUCUGUCACUGGCAAUGUCUGAAGCUUCCUCCCACCUGGUGUCCACUGUUCUGAGGUCCUCCAUGAAGGUGUGUCGCCAGGUAAUACGAGGACAUCCCUGUUUGCGCUUUCCUCGUUUUUGCUUCCAUGUUAUCGCAACUCUUGGUGUGCGUAAUUCAUUUUGACGUAGAACAUGUCCCGCAAACCUCAUGCGACGCUCAGUCACAACCUCACUAAGUGUUCGACUUCCAGUUCGGCAGAUAUAGGAUACUAUAAAAUUAGUGACGAUCAAAUAGACUAACCAACAGUUUUUUUCUAAACUAGUGAAAUCUAGCUCUCACUCUAUGAGUCCUAACUCUAACUGACCCUGACUACAACUUUCUACAACUGAAACCCCAAACGUCAUCUCUAUUCCUUAUAAUCUCGUCCGCAAAACUUCUAUGACCUUCCUCCCAUGCUCAUGCAUCUUAAGCCUGGACCCUUCGUUUUCCCGCCUUUUUUUUUCACUUAACCUAUCUCGUGCACGUGGUCUGAUCAUGACCUUGUCCUGCUUACAAGAUCCCCACUAUAGGUGGAUGGUCAAGUAAGACAAAUGACCUGGAGGAUGUCCAAGUCAUAUAUAUAUGAUCACGAGGAUGGGCAAGUCAAUGAGUUGGUCAGUCUAUAGGAUGAUUGUUGUUAAAGAAAGUGUCUUUCCAAAAUAAAAGCAAUGACAGCAAGACUGGUAUUUUACAAUCAAUGAUAUUUAAAAAUAUAGAAAAUUCUUUGAAAAAAAGAGAUAAUCUAAGGGAAAGAAUUCCGGUUUUGAAUAAAUAGCCCUACAUUAAUUCAGAGGUUUAAAACAACAUUGUAAACCAGGGGUGGGUAACCUUUUUCUUUCGAGGGCCGCAUUAAAAAAAAUUCGGGAAAGGGGGCCGCAUGUACUUACAAAAUAGAAAAAUUCGCUAGCUAACUGUGUAUAAUGUCUUUUAAUUCACAUUUAUACUGUAUUAUGCAUGUACAUUUCAUUCCUUUUUACACUAGCAAUAGAGGAAAUGCAACAAGAGUUAACGAUCUCUGAAACUCUUUUGACGGAUAUUUGUAUUUUAUCAUUGUCUUUUUACAUCAAAACAUUUCACCACAAAUCUACAGUUAGUUGUACUUAAUGUAAAGUAAUUAACUGUUUACACUCUGCAAAAUGUUUUGGAACUGUUGAACUAGCUUACUAGUUGUUAUCAUUGUGAUGCUGACUGCAUCGACCUGUUCUUACACUUGUUUACUUUCAAACAAGAUGCAGGUUCACAGAUGUAUGUGCACCCAAAUAGUGUGAAAGUUUAGCAGCAAAGUUUUUUUAUAAAGUGUGGAAAUACAGCUUCUGGCAUCCAAACAAAGCCCCUGCGGAAGAAAUGGCUGACCCUAACUUCUCUUACUGGUCAUAAUUUGCUUUGAGGUAGUCUUCUGAAGCUGAAUCCGCUUCUGUAUUAAAUGCUAAGCUGAGGGGAUUGAAAACUGGUUCCUAGUUCUUGACGUCUUAAACUUUGCUUUCAAAUUCCAAAAUCAAGGAACUCAAAAUUAGUCUUGUCCAUUUUAGCCAUUUCACGAGAAAUAGUUUCACCUUUCAGCAAAAGAAAAUGACAAAUGUUUUCCCUUGCCUUGAGAGAUGUGAAAGCUCUGGUUGAAAUGAUUUAAUAUGCACAUACACUUCAAGUGUAAACAAACCAUUUGAGAAUCUCCGAUGCAAAACGAGAAGUCUGAUUUCCUCUUUUCAUUAGAAAUAUUAGUAACAAAGUCACAGUCAAUGUCCUUCAAGGAACAUAAUUUCUUUCUUGAGAUUCCAAAUUCUUCUCAACACCCUGCCCGUAUUAAAUCAGCGGAUACUACUGUGGUACCAAACAUCGUAAUUUUUUUGUUUCCAAAUCUUUAAGUAUUUCCCUGAACUCCCUGUGGUUAAGACCUCUAACUCUGAUAAGUUUGAUCACUUGAGAUAAUGGGGUCAAUACUAUGUUUGAUAUUCAAUGCAGUUUAGAGCUUAUGAUUGCCACAUUGUUCUUUAAUUUGUUUUUCUCAGCCAAUGCACGGACUCCGUCAGUUGUUACACUUGCUGUUUUGUUCCAUGCCAACUUAACAAUUUCAACACAGUUUCUCAUAGUAUUAAUAAAUGAGUUCGUAUCUUUUAGACUAAAUGUUUUGAAAUAAAAAUAUUCGUUUACUUUAAACUUUUUCAAUGACUUGUAGGGACAAUGUUUCUUUAGCCUCUUCAUCAGGAGUGAGAAAAGGAGUCAGAAGUUUCAAUAAUUUAUAUAGAUAUUUAUAAAUAUUUAUUUCUAAUAUAUUUGCAUUGUAUAAUCCGUGAGUACACCUAAUUUCUGUAGGUGUUCGCGGGCCGCAUAAAACACUACGGCGGGCCGCAUGCUGCCCGCGGGUCGUAAUUUGCCCACCCCUGUUGUAAACCAAACACAAUGGAUGCUGAAAUUUCAAAGUUCAUUUCUGCUAUCUAUUUGUUUGUGUAGAAGACUUUUUUUAUAAUUGGAGAUCACUAUACCCGAACAGAUUAGAUUACGGUUGUUUGCUAGUAAGUCCUCGCAAAAAUAUUUUUGUCGUUGAGGAUACUAGCCUGAUGUACGAUGUCUGCUAAAUAGACAAUAGAGAUGGUCCAAUAUUUCUUUCUUCUUGAUGCUUUAGUAGUUUAGUUUAUCAAGCAUUUGUAGAUUGUUUCUCUUAUGCUAGUCUACGUGAAAUUUAACGCAUAGUUUUUCCUGAAUACAGCUAAGAGUACAAUAAAAUAUAAAACGAUAUUAAAUAACAGUAUCAAACAUGGCAAUAAAUUAUAAUAUUGUAACCGAAAUAUUUUUUUUUUGUUGUUGUUUUACUUGAUUUUAUUUAAAUUUGAGGUAAGAGAAUUUGUUUUGCUUUUUGAUUUAACUUAAAUGCAAUCAUUGUGUAAAAGAGUUGAAAGGAUUCUUGUAAGGGAGGCAACACAGGAAAAAUAAAGGAAAAUGUACUAAACACA